Messenger RNA from Ceraceosorus guamensis, 1981 nucleotides. RefSeq lists its product as hypothetical. Bases 286 to 1512 code for a protein of 408 amino acids. The transcript has 3 exons. The record is from RefSeq and is a predicted model, not a curated record. Lineage: Eukaryota; Fungi; Basidiomycota; Exobasidiomycetes; Ceraceosorales; Ceraceosoraceae.
UAUGAGUGCUGUGUACCUGUGAGUCCCUUUGGUCAUAUACACUUCACCUACUUUGCUUCCUCACUCUGUCCGGUUCGAUCACCGCUCAUCUUUCGCCUUUUGCCCUUCACCUGCGACACAUUCGCUCGUUGCAUACCUUGAAGGAGACAUCGCAAGCCAAGGACGUGCUAGCCAACCUCGACCUCCACAUCCAUCCGCCCAUCCAUCCACCCACCCAUCUGCUCGAUCACUCCAUCAACACUCAGAAGCCGUCACCCAUCCACAUCUGCGACGUGCGCUUCAAAGAUGGCGACCACACUAGUAGCGCUUGUGGGUACUGGUGUUGCUCUGUCUGCAGCCUUAGUCCAGACCUCUAUCCUAUCCGACCCGGCUAAACCUCUGCGAGCUGUCUUUAGCGCAUGCACAAACCCGAGGAGAGCGAGUCUGAGUACCGACUUUACGUUGGGAAUCUUCAAACCUGCAGAUGAUGCGCUCUGCCUUGCUCUCACUUAUUUCAAAACGCUUCUAUCUGAUGGACCGGGUAUCGGCGCCGCCUCUCUGCUCGCUUCUGUACUCAUCCCAAUGCUUUUCCGACUAACGUAUAUCUCCGUCUCGCCAAAUAAUCGCACCGUGUUGCGCGGCAUUGCCUUGCCCAUUGGCUUCCUGCUCGGCGGCAUCGCGUUCGGCUUUGGGACGUUUCUCUCCUCCGUGGGCUCGCUGGUGUACAUUGCGGGGCUCUACGUUCAAGUAAUCUCUCCCAAGUCGAGCUUGCCGCUGCUGCCAAGCCCUGCUCCAGCAGUCUACGCAGCGAAUCUCGCCAACAUGAUCUUCAUUGCUAUACUCAUCUCCAUGGCGCUCUUCGAUGUGGCAGGGCAAAAUUGGCUCAAUGCGACCACCGCCUUCUGUCUCUCGCCCCUCGUCGUCUACUUCCCGCUGCUCUUUCUGGGUGUGCGGGAGACGGUGGUGCCAAAGACGGAGGAAGAGGCAAGGAAGGAGCUCGCCAGCUACAAAGCUGAGGAGGUCAGCUACUGCUACGAGCGAACCUGGGCCUACCAAAGACAAGUCUCUCUCCUCAGCUCCACGCUCUACUGGUACGGCCUGAACCGAAUCGUUAUGGACCUCAUCUUCCUCAAGUCUCCGCUAAGCUAUGCGGCCCAUUUCAUGCUCUACCAAUUCUUCGGCACCGUCUGGUUCCUCUUCCUCAUCAGGGUAGCGGAGCAUCUGACCACGCGCAGCGUUUCGCCCAUUCAUCCUAUCACGGGCCAACCGCGUUCGGACGUGCAAAAGGAAUGUUCCAUUGCCAUAGCUGCCGCUCCUGCUGGGCACCCCGCCACCGAGACUGGCUUGCUCGGCAACAGCCUUGUCGCAAUCCUUGCUGGACCUGGAACAGCUAUGAGUCUCUGGUGGGCUCAUGGAGAGGAGCGGGGUGGCUGGAUGGCUAGAAGAGCAUGGAGGGAAACCCAGGCAGUGGGAGCAAAGGCGGUGGCAGACAGCAAAGCUAUAACAGAUGGCCAGCAUGCCAAGCGGGAAUAGAUCUGAAAAAGGAGAGAGAGAAAGAAAAGGGGUCGAAGAAGGAGGAGAGCCCAAAGCACAGUGAUCAACAGGGGUCAGCGGUAGCUCCAAGGAGACAGGGUGUGCGGAAGCGCAAGGGAACGAUUUGAUGAGACUACCUGCUGCGUGUCUACCCUCCAAAAGCGCCCCUCAAAUAUGCGCGAAAAGAUGGUUGGGUAUUUAAGAAGCCUGUCACACGAUAUUGUAUUCUCAACGAAUGGUGCCAAAAGCAUUGCGCGAAUGCCCUGCUUUUGUUGCGUGACGCAAAACUGACUGGUACAGCCGGUAGAAAUCAACGUAUACCAAAUUGCAAGAGAAAUUCCAGGAUGGAAUGCACCACAGAUACGUGGUGUGACGGUGCUUUGCCAGAUACGAGCUGGUCCGAGCUUGCACUGGGCCAUUGUCGCCCAAGUUCUCAAGCAGAGACACCAUGGGGAACACGAGUCUUUCC